Anolis sagrei ordinatus is the source of this 1963-nucleotide messenger RNA. RefSeq names its product DnaJ heat shock protein family (Hsp40) member C5 (gene DNAJC5). Gene Ontology annotation, biological process: regulation of synaptic vesicle cycle. Lineage: Eukaryota; Metazoa; Chordata; Lepidosauria; Squamata; Anolidae. The record is from RefSeq and is a predicted model, not a curated record. Gene Ontology annotation, cellular component: intracellular membrane-bounded organelle; membrane; presynapse.
AGGAGGAGGAGGAGGAGGAAGAAGCAGCAGCAGCAGCAGGCAAGGCUGCAUCCCUUCUGCGACAGCCAGGCACCUUCCUUGCUCUUUUUGCACCUCCUUGGCUUGGGAAAGGGCUUUGCUCUUGAGUAGACCCAUGGCUAGGGCUGGCUGCAGGGCACUGGAGUGUGCUUUGGCCCUUUAAGGCUCCAGGAGACUCCCUCGCUGGCAACACGGUGAAUCCUUUCCUGAACUCUUGAAGGCUGACUUUUUAGGAUCCCAUAUCCAGGAUCCAGCUGGCUAUUUCAUAAGGACGGAUUUAUUAAGGUUAACUCAUGAUGGGAGACCAGAGGCAACGUUCAUUGUCUACAUCUGGGGAAUCAUUGUACCAUGUUCUAGGACUGGACAAAAAUGCCACCUCAGAUGAUAUUAAGAAAUCAUACAGGAAACUUGCAUUAAAAUAUCAUCCUGAUAAAAAUCCAGAUAAUCCAGAAGCUGCAGAUAAAUUUAAAGAGAUCAACAAUGCACAUGCGAUAUUGACUGAUGCUACAAAACGAAAUAUCUAUGAUAAGUAUGGUUCCUUGGGCCUCUAUGUAGCAGAGCAGUUUGGAGAAGAGAACGUGAACACAUACUUUGUGCUGUCCAGCUGGUGGGCAAAGGCACUGUUUGUGUUCUGUGGGCUCGUCACAGGUUGCUAUUGCUGUUGCUGUCUUUGUUGUUGCUGUAACUGUUGCUGUGGGAAGUGUAAACCGAAACCCCCUGAAGGCGAAGAGCAAGAAUACUAUGUCUCUCCUGAAGACUUGGAGGCGCAGCUACAGUCAGAUGAGAGGGAGGCCUCAGAUACCCCUAUUGUGAUACAGCCAGCCUCAGCCACAGAGACGACCCAGCUCACGGCAGACUCCCACCCCAGCUACCAUACCGAUGGAUUUAAUUAAGUUAAGGAAGCACUGUUAACUAGAAUGGAUAAGAAUAAAUAACAUGGCCAAUCCAGCACUAGAAUCAUGGACAUUAGAAAUAGAAUAUGGGAAGGGAGAUGUUCUGCCACAGUAAGAGGGCAGCCUUCAACCUGCUGAAAAUAUUUUGUAAUCCCUUCGCCUUUUGUCACCUUCAGUGUCGUAUCUUGAUGAUACAUGGAAGUACUGUAGCAUGCAGUAUUUAAAGCAGUUUAGCUUUGGUCUGUUUUGUUUCCUUUAAAAAAAAAAGAUAGCAUGUGUGGAGUUUACGUUAUAAACGUCUUUGUGUUGUAAUGUAUUGAGGAGUUAUCACAAUGAGUGUGAUGGAUACAUUCUGCAUUUUAAGCAGUGAUACCAGCCAAAAACAACGAGCAUUUUUCAAAGAGAAGUUAGAUCUGUCACAGAAGCCUCCACACUUCUGUACAGUUGAGCUACGAACAUCCCUUGAAGGCUGCUAUUCCUCAUCCACUUGAUAUAGUAACUAAAAUUUCCAACUUUUUUGCACCAUUCCCUUUGCUCCUUACACUUCUGUCUCAACAGACUUACCUUGAAAAAUGCUAUUGUUGUGAGGAAGGGAGAAUUCUUUUUAAAAAUAAUGAAGUUGUCUCAAAAUCUCCCUCUCGCUUAUCUGUUUCAUCUUCAAACCCUAAUCUGACAGCCAGCUGCUUUUUACAUUCUUUUGUGGGAGAGGGCCAAAAUGUGGGUUUUGCUACAAAACCAGAUGUUACUUGAAUUAUCUCUCUGCGUUUUAAAUUUAAGUGCGCACUCAUUUUGUUCAAAUCGAAUCAUUCCCCUGCACUAUUUAUAAUCAGAUAUUGCCAUUUAUUUUUUACUUGUGCAUGGACAUGAAAAACUGAUGUAUAUUCUCAUUGUUUAGCUUGAAUGAAGUUGCAGCAAAAUAAAUAGUCAAAAGCAAAUUUUAGAUUUCUGUUGUUCGGACUAUAUAUUGCCAUAGUAUGUAAGGUGUCAUUGCUUUGAUAUUUUCCCCCAAGAAGCCCCUUUUACAUAGGGAAAAUAAACCUAAACUAAAGAAA